CAUGUGAGUCACAGGGAUUGAGCCCAUGUCUUCAGGCCUGGUGGCAGGUACCUUUACCUACUGAGCCAUCUCACAGCCCACCCACCGUCACCCCCAGAUGUGGCCAGAGCUUGCAUGUUGCUGUCUGUAAGAAGCCUCAGCCCGAUUUAAAGAUCCAGUCUCAUCUGCAGGCUCACACAUUUAAUGAAGAAAACAAGUCCAGCUGCCUGCCGCAGCCAAAGAAACAAAGAUUCUCCUGGUGAGAAGCAGGGUUUGCAGAUUAUCUGUGGUACCUGGAAGACACUUUCUUUACUGUCUCCAACACAUGAGGAAGAUGGACAGAAACAUGGUGAGGGGACCUCUGUAUAAGCAGUUCGACUUGGAGAGAAAGAGUGCCAGGCAAGCUGAAGCCAGACUCAGCCUUAGACUGCAGAGGCUGGAGGUCGUCUGUCUCUAUCACAUGAAGUCACUCGCCAGGGAGAAGAGGCAGCUUCAGAAAGAACUGCAGCGCCUGCAGCAAGUGGAUAUCAUCAAUAAAAGGUUAUCUUCUUAUGUGGGACAUGAAAUUCAGAAGAGAUCGAAAGGUGUUGUCACCGUCUCACCACAAACAAGACAAAGGCACGAAGUCCCGGAGCCUAAAAUUAGGAUACUGAAAACCAGUAUUACACAAGAAGUUAAAACUAAGAUUCAGGUGCCCUCUUCACAUGACCCUGCCCUUAAAGAUGCCCUGAGAAACCAAGAGCGCCUAUCAUCUCAAGGUGAGAGAACCAGCUACUUCAAGGAAGGGAACUCACCAGCCCGGGAGGGAAAGCCCGCAAAUCCACUGAAGGACAUGGACCCCAGCAAGGAUGUCUCUGUCUCACGUCACAACCAAGAGGUGUCCAUCAACAAGACAGAAGACAUCCGCGUGUCCAGCCCAGAUGGUGAGAGAAGAUCAGCAUCUACUAAUGAGACUAGAUCCAAAAAUGCCAAUAAGAAGCCACACGGGGAUGCUGAUGUACAAAAUCUCCCCAGCUCCAUGGACUAUACAGGAAGCCUCAAAGAUGAAUGCACAAAGCCAACCUUCCUAGAGCUGUUCGCAAAGGCCAAAAAUGCCCACUAUCUCCGCCACAGGGUGACCCCUGAGUCUGAGAGAUUACUUAGCAUCGGGGAGAUAUUUGGACACAGAGACUACUCACUACCCAGAGCAGGGGAAAAGCUGUGAAAAUGGUGCCAAGUCCCUUCCUCUCUGGCUGUGUAAUGACGCCUGACCAGAAGAUAAUCUGUAAUCACUAUGGAAAUGUGACCCAUCAAAUAGCUGCCAUAGCAAUGCACAGAAAUAAACAGAAAUGCAUGACAAACUUUCUUUUGCAACCUCAGGGCCCCUGCUCUCUAGAUGGUCUUUCUCUUAAUAAACAAGGCUACUAUGAAAGAGAAGGAGAGGGAAAAUAUUAUGAAAAUAUUUUAAGUUGCGAACCUAGGUUUAUUUUGAAGAAGAAAGUCUUGUUUGUCCGAAGGUCUGUCCUGUAUAGGAGAUGCUUAUACUGCCACCUGCUGGCCAAAUGGCAUAGCUGUUUGCCUAGUUUUCCUUUCUUUGGGGGUUUGCAUAGGAACCCAACUGAAAUCAUGUACAGUGAGUGACAUGGUCUCCAAAUAAAACCUGUUCAUGCC
Arvicanthis niloticus (Nile rat) is the source of this 1629-nucleotide messenger RNA. It is a transcript of the gene Ccdc190, whose product is annotated as coiled-coil domain containing 190. The record is from RefSeq and is a predicted model, not a curated record. Lineage: Eukaryota; Metazoa; Chordata; Mammalia; Rodentia; Muridae.